CAUUGUAUUAUCACGUCGACUCUGCAUCGUCGAACACCGUUGACAGAUAUACGCACGCUUUUCGAGCAGCACGCGUAUAUUGCCGCACGAGGCCAAAAAAAAUACGCGCGCGAUUCGCACAAUAUUCGCCCGAUGUGCCCUGUGACCCGUAGCGACGACCACGUUUCGGUCGACAGUGUCAUCAUCUUCAGGUUAGCGGGGGUGGCUACGGUCCGGCAGUGAGAGUGGCCCGUUGAAGUUUUUUUGAUGGUGACUUUGUGUGUUUGGUUCGCGGACUUCCGGCUCGGAGGACCAGGAAGUGCGAAGGGAUAAGUGUAUUGAAUUUUCGGAGUUAUCUAGGAUGGUUCUGAGUGAUGCUCACCGCGGCAUUACUCGCCUCUGAUCUACUGGAUGCACCCUAAUGUGUAAGAAAUCAAAAAUACUGCUUGGACUAAAGUCUCUGAUAACACUGAUAACGGUAACUAACAUAAUAGCUGUGUCGGCUUUUUGUCCCCGUGCUGAAAUCAGAUCGGCCAUAAUGACCCUCUAUCCGUCUUCUCGUCCACUAAGAAUAGAGAAUAGAAAAGUCGUCGCCAGGAGGCCACACAAUGAGAACGAUAUCGACCAAUAUUCUCUACUAUUCAUAAAGUAUGAAUCACUCAAUCUCCUACUAUACGAUCCAAGAGCCAUGCACUUCAUCUGCUUCAAUCCUAAAAGGACGAAACUAAUGCCCAAGAGAAACCCUCUGAAAGGCAAGAUAGAACUGUGCUUGUUUCAAGAAGAACCUUCCAGAGAAAUGCCCCAAACUCUUCGCAGCUACGUGAACUACCACAGAGACAAAAGAGCCAUGAUCACCAUGGGUCAAAACGGCCUUUACUUCGACAAAGAGACUCGCAACUGCACCAAGAAGGCCAGUCACCAUCACCCACACAAAAUGAGGAAGAACUGCAAAGGUGACAGUGGCUUCUUGAUAUCCAGCUGCAUCGAUGGCAAGAGGAGGUUCUGCGACGUGGUGAGGGACAUCAGAAAAAGCAGGGGGGUCAUACACGAUCUCAAAACGAAAUACUGCGAAAACACCUGAGACUGACAACUUGGCAAUAACGCUUAACUGCUUGGUAGGUGAAUGAAAGUAGCAGCGUGUGAGAGUGAUAGUCGAAUGUGUGUUGAGCUGACUAUUUUAUAUAUUUUUAUGUGUAUAUGAACAGCUACAAUAUGUCGGCAUUAUGUGGAAGCUAUAAAGUAUGAGAGAAUUUUAAUUUUUAAUGUACAAAAUUAUAGAUAGUGAAAUCGUAGAACGUAUGAAGAUGGUAGGCGUUUGGUUGAGUAAUUGUCAAUGGCAACGUUCUACGCUAGGACAUUUUAUAUUCGAUUCGAUCUUGGUGACACCAUUUGUUCCUCAUCUUUAAUAUCCAUACAUUCCCUUCGAUACUUUGGUUAGUCGCUCUACACCUAAAAAUUUCACCUCUCCCCCAUUAUUUCAAAUUCAACAGUUUAUAGUCGAUACAGUUUGUAACCCGUACAGAACUGCACCCAGCCGUUCAGUUACGAACUGUUUAUUUCUUAAUGAAAUCUGAAAAACGGUUUCCCAUUUUCAAAGUUGUCCGUUUUGUUUAAAGUUAAUUUCAAUAAAUUGCCACUUAAACCUUUACAGUUUAAGGCAAUUUCAAGAUUGUCGCCAAUAAAUCACUCAGAAUUUUGAUGAUCUGGACGAAUGCUUCAGAUUAAAAGAAAUUAUAACUUGACAAGAGAUUGAAUAAUGUAUAUUUUUAUGGUAAUGUUUUGAAGAAUGGUCAAUUUUCUCAAACAUUUCUUCCAAUAAUUCUUUUCAAUCUGUGUAAUAUAAAAAAUCUUCAUCGUUCAACUCUUCGGAAAUAAUCGACAAAUUUUAUUGUUGAAUAAUAACUAGUCAUCUUCAUGUAGAAGAAUACUCGACCCCUUUUUGUUUUCUGACUUAAUUCAUUCAAGCUUACCUUACCUUAUGUUGUUCAUAUUCGAACACACCAAGAUAAAGUUUCUUUUAGAUCGGCUUAUACUCAAGUUUUCGUGAGUCUAUUAUACGUAGAAAUAUUUCAAUGUGUUCAUUUUAUAUUAACAAUUUUUGAUCAUUACUCAACCACAAAAAACAAACAAUAACUUUUUCUCGGUUGUAAAUUCAAUAAUUUAUUUUUUGUAUUGGAGUAUGCAUUGUAAUUUUAGCUUUUGUAUAAUUUUUUCUUUUGUAAAUUAACAAGUCAUUAAUAAUGAUAGUUGUACAGUUUUUUUUUACCCCCAUGGGGUAUUAUUUAAUAGGUUUUAAUUAUUGAUGUGUAUAUAUAUUUUGUAUUUAUUUUCGGAAUAUAUCUGAUAUUACGUUGAUUAUUCCCAUUUCAUUCAUUCAUCAUUCAACAUUUCAUUCGAAGACCAAAUUAAAUUUUUUUUCAAAAUUUAUAUGAAAUUUGGUUAGUGCAUUUUAUUUUCGAGUGAUCUGAAACAGUUCGAUGAAAAUUUCGAAUUGGAUUUUCAGGAUGAUAUCGAUUUUCAUCAAAGAAUUAAAUUUUCAACGUAAUAUCAGAUUAAUUCAGUACCCUCAGCAGUAUUUAUAACUUGAUUCUAUAUAUUUUUCGAUCAAUAAAAAUGAAAAUCUGUGCCUAUGAUGUGUGCUACGUUCAUCCAUUUUUAAUAAACCCGUGUUACAACAACCAAAUAAAUUUUCCUUGAAAUUACAGCCCAAAUCUUCAAUUAUUGUAUGACUGGACUACAUAACUACAAGCUUCUUAAAGCAUAGUUCUACACCAAAAGUGGUCUACGGACUCGAUUAGUAAUUUUUUCCAUAUUUAUGUAUUUUUCAAAUAAUCGGAAGGAAAAUAGUGGAAAAUGAAUGAUUAAAUUCAGUGAUAUAAACGUAUUUUUCUAGAAUAAGCUUUCCGCCUUGUCUAUUUUGGUAGUCCAGUUUUUAUGGAGAAAUGAAGCUAAUUUUAUAAUAAAACAAAAAUUCGAAAAAAUGUAAAUUUCUGAUUUUCAUAUUAAACAUUCCAUAAUUGUUUGAAUUUUAUUCUUUUGGAGUCAUUUAUAUCUUUUCAGUAAUUCCCCAAAAACAAUUCAUUGUCAAAUGUUAAAAAAUGUGUGCUUUAUGCUAAAUGGAAUAAGAAGUAGCCUCAUAAGAGAUCUGUGCCAUUUGUAGCUAAUGUACUUAUUAUGAUAUAUACAUUCCAUAACAUGAUUUGCAAUAAAUAUUCUACCGAAGAAA
Messenger RNA from Harmonia axyridis, 3205 nucleotides. RefSeq lists its product as uncharacterized. Lineage: Eukaryota; Metazoa; Arthropoda; Insecta; Coleoptera; Coccinellidae. The coding region runs from base 401 to 1060 and encodes 219 amino acids. The record is from RefSeq and is a predicted model, not a curated record. The transcript is spliced from 5 exons.